Messenger RNA from Ruditapes philippinarum (Manila clam), 1826 nucleotides. RefSeq lists its product as uncharacterized. Lineage: Eukaryota; Metazoa; Mollusca; Bivalvia; Venerida; Veneridae. The transcript has 8 exons. Bases 695 to 1804 code for a protein of 369 amino acids. The record is from RefSeq and is a predicted model, not a curated record.
ACUUGGUACCAUGAAAGGACAUCAUCUCAAAAGGGUAGACAAUCCUAAAAUUAAUUUUUGCAAGUUAAGCCCCUUUUUAAACCUUGUUAACCUUUUUGUUAAGUUCCUUUUUCUUUUAAUAGUCAAAGUAAUUCACUUCAGAUUUGAUUUACAAAAUUGUUCAGAUCAUUUCAGAAGGGCAUGUAAUCCUAGAAUUCAAAGUAUCAAAGAUAUUCACUUUAAACUUCAAGUAUUUGUUCACUUAUCAAAUUUGAAAUGCAUUUGUAGGGGGAGAUAAUCCUGAAAGCCCUCUUUGCUUUAUUAAUUUUCCCUUGUUUGACUUAUAUGAAUAUUUGCCUUUCCCUUAAAACCACUGAAGGUCUUCAUUUCAAACUUAAAAUAUUUUUUUACUAUCAUACUAAGGGCAGGUAAGUUUGAUAAGCAUGUUUGCAUAGUAAUGCCCCCUUUUCUAUGUUGCUUUUAUUUUACUACCCAAAACUGAGAAAAGUGGAGCGCACUGUCUGUGGACAGGUCUUUUUAUCUUUACUUUUCACUAUUUUCUCAACUUGUGUGUUUUUUUCUAAUCUUUUGCCUGAUCAUUUCUCUUUUGUCUACAUUACUGUCUCACUAAUAGAAAGUAGCUGAAAGUAAGUCACUUCCAGUCCCAAGACCUCACAGACGAUUCUUUUAUUUCCUGGAUGACGAAGGUGUGGUGAUGCCAAGAGAGACAGUUUAUGUACCGAUGUUGUUUAGAAGUACAAUUGCUGGCUAUUUCACCGAAUCCUGGCUACUGUGCACCCAGCCCCAGCUAGAAGGUGGAGCUAAAGUCAAGUUUACAUUUAAAGCCAUCACCAGAUGUGAGUCAGACUACAGCAAACAGAUUCAGGAAAUCAAGGAUUAUAUGAAGAUGAAAGAGGCACAGAAUAUAUGCUUGCCUCAAGUUCAGUCUAUUAUCGAUUAUGCCAUUCUUAAAGCUGAGGUCACAACGGCAUAUCAACCUGUAGAAGAGUCUAUGGAAGUUAUAUUUAUGAAGAGAAAUCCUGGGUUGUAUUACUACGGGCACAUUGUUAGAAGGUUACAGUUACUGUGUGAGACGUACAUUUCACUGAAUGACCUGGAAAAGUUAGAGAAUGGUGACAUUAUAGUCUCUGUGUUAGAUCUGUGGCAGGCUUUCUUAGCCUUACCAGAUGAUGAUGAUAAUGAUGAUGAUAAUGACAAUGCUGCUGAUGAUAAUGAUGAUCAUGAUGAUGAUAAUGAUGAUCAUGAUGAUGAUGAUAAUGUUAGUGAUGAUAGCAAAAAUGAAAGUUACAUUAAUUUGACACGUAAACAGACAUUGCUAUGGCACCUGUACAAGGAUUUCUACACCAUGUCCUUCCAACCUGUGCUGAUGCUAGAGACAAGUUUUCAUUCAAAAUACAUUAAGAUGUACACCUUGUUACAGACUGGUAUUGAUAAAAUUGUCAGUUAUGCCCAGGACCUGGCAGACAGCCUUGGGCUUGCUCCUAAAAAAGAAAUAAUAGAGAAUGAACAAGCUGUGGAGAAGAAAGAAAAAGGGAAUUCUAAGUCAAAAAGAAGGGCAACAUCAAAAGCUUCAAAGGUGGGCAAGAAAGGACUAACACCAGAUCAUGUAUCCCCUUCUCCCACAGCUCAAAAAGCUGUGCCUAAGGAUGUUAUUGAAUUUUCAGCAGCUCAUAAGUUUAGGGCAGAAAAUACUGAACAGUUCAACCCAAUGCUUGCGAAGUAUGAUGAAAAAGUGUACUUAGAGGUUUACAGAAUGCUGUCAAGUACUAUAGAAGAAAUGUCUGUAUUGUUUGAAAACAAGUAAAAAAUAAACAGCUGAAAUUAUU